This is a messenger RNA of Suillus plorans, 600 nucleotides long. RefSeq lists its product as uncharacterized. The record is from RefSeq and is a predicted model, not a curated record. The coding region runs from base 1 to 600 and encodes 199 amino acids. Lineage: Eukaryota; Fungi; Basidiomycota; Agaricomycetes; Boletales; Suillaceae. The transcript has 8 exons.
AUGAGCGCAUAUAGCAAGGUUUAUAAUGUGCACAUAGUUAAAGUAGUAGAUGCAGAUGUGUCCAUUGAGGACACAUGUAAUCUCCUUCUGCAAGAAGACAUUCCAUGUCUAGUUUUCCAUACUCUUCUGGAUUCAACUCAGACAGGUCAACCUUAUCUUAGAUUCAUUGACUUUGCACUAACUCCCAUACUGAUCAGAUUACCUCUUUCCCUACAGACCCUUCUCAUUAAUGCUAGCUGCAUUUCACUGCUUGGAGUGUUUGCGAAGGGAAUAGUUAUGUGCACUGUCAUUGCAGAAUGUGCUGACUUUGACGAGAGGCAUUUGCUUCUCUCUAAAAGGCCUGCUAGUGCGCUUCUGCCCUCUCCUCCUUUGCCCACUGCUCCCACUGGAGAUGGCAAGGCAUCAGAAGCUGGCAAUAGUGACUCUGAGGAUACCAAAGCGUUAAGUCUAAAAUGGAAGAUACUACACGGAGAUGAUACUGUGCAUAGCAUCUCUUGCGACAUUGCCACUGUGUGGGAGGUGUCAGUGCCCGACAUUCUGUUGAAUAAUGGGCCGCUGUGGUUGACAUAUGCCUGUGAUAAAUUUGAUGAUGUUGUCUAA